CGUCCUCCGCCGUCGACAUGUCUCUCUCCUUGUCUUUCUGUCAUAUCUCCACCAAUUUCCGCCCACCUUCACCAUCAAUCUACAAAACCCUACCCUUACCACCAUCAUAUUUCCCAAUUUUACGUUUUCCCCUAAUUUCCAAAUCAUUUACCGUCCAAUCCACACCCAUCAGACCCUCACCCACUGAUCCCUCCUUACCAACUUCAUCCGACCCUCAAACAUUCGAACAACUCCCUCGAAAGUUUCAAGAAAUCGUCAAACUCUUCCAAUCGGUACAAGACCCAAAAGCCAAAUACGAACAGCUAUUGUUUUACGGCAAAAACCUAAAGUCUCUCGAUCCCCAAUUCAAAUCUGACAAGAAUAAGGUCAAAGGUUGUGUUUCUCAGGUCUGGUUACGAGCUUAUUUUGAUGAUUCUGAUAAGAAAACCGUCGUAUUUGAAGCUGAUUCUGAUGCUUUAAUCACCAAGGGCUUAGCUGCUUUGCUAGUUCAAGGUCUUUCCGGUUCCACUGUUGAAGAAAUCUUGCGAAUUUCGCCUGAUUUUAUCGUGCUAUUGGGUUUGCAACAAAGCUUAUCACCUUCAAGAAAUAAUGGUUUCUUGAAUAUGUUUGAAUUGAUGCAAAAAAAGGCGUUGAUGUUGUAUGUUGAAGCUGAGAAAGGGAUUAAAUCAGGAACUGGGAUUGUUGAAAACCCCACCAAGGAUGUGGAUUUUGAUCCAAAACUUGAAAAGGGAAUUGAUAGCUCUGAGUCUCGAUCAAAUACCGAUGAUUCGGAGCCGAAUGGUUCGAUAUUAGGGAACAGAGGACAUAGAAUUACUGAGAUUUUAAAAAGGGAGCUUCAACCAUUUGAAUUGAAAGUAGAAGAUGUUUCAUAUGAGCAUGCUGGUCAUGCAGGGGUCAGAGGUAGCAAUGGGGAGACACAUUUUAAUUUGAAAGUGGUUUCAAAGGAGUUUGAAGGCAAGAGUUUGGUUAAGAGGCAUAGGCUUAUUUAUUCCUUAUUGGACAAUGAGUUACAGAGUGGAUUGCAUGCGUUAUCGAUCGAGGCAAAGACGCCAUCUGAAGUUGGUAUUUAGUCAUUAUGCAAUCAUGAAAUGAUGGUAUACUUUUUGAUUAAUAGUUUUCUUGAUUCAGUUAAUGCUAUAGCUUUGGAUAUUUCCAUACCAUUUUACCAUAGAUGCUUGAAUUUAUGUUUGUAUGAUUAUUAUUGCUUCAUUUGGGAUAAAAGAAUGCAUAAUGUUUUAUACGUAGAUGAGCUUUU
Messenger RNA from Cynara cardunculus var. scolymus (artichoke), 1255 nucleotides. Its product is annotated as sufE-like protein 1, chloroplastic/mitochondrial. The transcript has a single exon. The record is from RefSeq and is a predicted model, not a curated record. Lineage: Eukaryota; Viridiplantae; Streptophyta; Magnoliopsida; Asterales; Asteraceae. Bases 18 to 1070 code for a protein of 350 amino acids.